AUGGAUUGCAGCUAUUUUAAUGUAUUGAAAUAUGCUGCUGGUUUGGAAUUUUGUAUACAUCUUACAUACGAGGAAUAUUGCCUUGAUAAUAACUGUUGCAUGCCAUCUUUCAGACUGGAUUAUGGUGAUUCUUUGAUGACUUCUUUGUUUCAUGUUUACGAGAUUAGUUUGAAUUAUUAUUCAUUUUCAAAUUUUUUACUCAUUUAUUCUGUCCACUGCAGAAAUCUGUCCGACGUUUUAUGGGAGGCAAUAUCCAGCAAUCAGGUCCUUUCAUUAUAUCAGGGACUUGGGACCAAGAACCUGCAGUCUUUUAUUGCUCAGUUUGUCUAUUUUUAUGGAUAUAGCUACUUUAAAAGGCUCUAUCUGCAAAAGACCGGUUCAAAAUCUAUUGGAACAAAAGCCAAUCUCAUUCUUGCUGCAGCGGCUGGGGCUUGCACUGCUGUUGUUACUCAACCAUUAGAUACAGCUUCCUCAAGGAUGCAGACAAUUGCUUUCGGAAAAUCUAAAGGGCUUUGGGAAACACUUACUGAAGGCAGUUGGAGUGAUGCAUAUGAUGGCCUUGGAAUAUCUCUUCUGUUGACUUCCAAUCCAGCCAUUCAGUAUACUGUAUUUGAUCAACUGAAAGUAAGGCUCCUGAAGCAGAAGCAGAAUAAAAUGGAGACAGGAUCGUCUCCAGAAGCCCUUUCUGCCUUCUCAGCUUUCGUUUUAGGUGCACUCUCGAAGAGCAUAGCCACAGUUCUAACUUAUCCCGCAAUCAGGUGUAAAGUUAUGAUUCAAGCUGCAGACACAAAUGAUGAUGUGGAUAAGAAAGCGAAAAGAAAAUCCCGUAAAACAAUUUCUAGUGUUCUUUGUGCUAUUUGGCAAAAAGAAGGUGCACUCGGCUUCUUUAAGGGACUACAAGCGCAAAUUUUGAAGACUGUAUUAAGCUCAGCAUUAUUGUUAAUGAUAAAGGAAAAGAUCUCUGCAACAACUUGGGUCCUCUUGCUCGCUGUGAGCAGAUAUUUAUUGCUCAAACCUGUUGGGUUGAAGAGCGGAUAAUGUCAUGAAAAUUGUGCACGUCGUUUUUUGUAAAUAACGACAAAGGUGAAAGUAGGAAGAAACUAAUAGCACUAGAUGAUCAGCUGUAGGAAUCUCUGUUUGUCGUUAAUAACGCCAGAUCAUUUAGCUAGAUCCUUGUUAUAAGUUUUAUUUGGAAAGGAAUUGUUGAUGAGGUACGAUUUACAUGUCGAAUAAGGGUGAGAGCGAGAGAGAGGAAAAGCAAUUUUCUUCUAUUGGUGAACUAUUUUGUGAUGAAACUUCUAAUGCAGAGAGAAAUAUUUAUACAUUAUUUGUACAAUUUAAAUUGAUGGAAUAGAUUAUGAA
This is a messenger RNA of Olea europaea var. sylvestris, 1362 nucleotides long. RefSeq names its product peroxisomal adenine nucleotide carrier 1-like. The record is from RefSeq and is a predicted model, not a curated record. Gene Ontology annotation, molecular function: ATP transmembrane transporter activity; ADP transmembrane transporter activity. Gene Ontology annotation, cellular component: peroxisomal membrane. Lineage: Eukaryota; Viridiplantae; Streptophyta; Magnoliopsida; Lamiales; Oleaceae. The transcript is spliced from 6 exons. Gene Ontology annotation, biological process: peroxisome organization; ATP transport; ADP transport. Bases 1 to 1038 code for a protein of 345 amino acids.